AUGGCAAUCAUGGAUUAGACGCCGCCAGUGUGGCUUGGUCACAGACAGAAUGGUAGUUGAAUUAGUUCGCAUUGGAGCUAACCCGAACCUUUGUUUUAACAUGCUCCGGAAACUCAAUUCUGACAUAAACUGUACCCCAUCUAGUCAAAACAGGUUAGAACGCCAAUUUCACUCAGCGUUUAUCAACGAAGCCGUCCUAUUUGUACAUCUUGCUGUUGUUGCUGACAUGUAACCGAAACGAAAAAUUGGCCGGCAGAAGAAUAUACGCUGUGCGGCUGAGGUGGGCUGGUUUUAUGAGCGAGCCUGGAUGACUGUGAUGGAGGACGCGGCCACUCGGCUGGAGAGGGAGCAUGUGCACAGCGUCUACGAGAAGAUUGCUCCCUAUUUUAACGACAGCCGCUACAAGGCCUGGCCCAAGGUGCGCCAGUUCCUACUGGAGCAUGAGCCUGGCAGUAUCAUCGCUGACGUGGGCUGUGGCAAUGGCAAGUACCUGCACGUCAACGGCAGUGUGUUCAAGCUGGGCUGUGAUGUGUGUUUCCCCCUUGUGGACUCAGCCCGGAGCCAGGGCCACGAGGUGCAGCUGUGUGACUGCCUCAGGCUGCCCUACAGGGACAGCUGCUUUGACGGUGUCCUUUCCAUCGCAGUCAUCCAUCAUCUGUCCACCAAAGAGCGUCGUAUUCGAGCAAUUAAAGAAAUGGCAAGGACCCUGCGUGUGGGCGGGCGCAUCAUGAUCUACGUGUGGGCCAUGGAGCAGACACGGCGGAAGUUUCAGAAGCAGGACAUCUUUGUGCCCUGGAACCCCAACCCCCCGUCCCCCAACCUGGGCGGGGAGCGGCCCACACCCCGGUGGAGGGGCGCAGCACAGAGUGUGAGCGAAUACCUCUACAGCGACAGCAAAGACGAGCACAGGAAGGUGAAAAGCACAUCGUUCAUGCUGGAUGAAGAGAUGGCCUGCAGUCCCCAACAGAGGCUGUGGUUCUUCUCUCGCUCCCUGGACUCAGUCUUUGACUUUGGCAGCCUGACCAUCUCCAGGGCCAACGACAACCACUCCCCCUCCACAGAGACAACCACUCCCCCUCCCUCUACCGCCUUGGUCCAGGAGUGUGGCUUGAUGGCCCUGCCUGACUUGGUCACCUCCUACCAGAUGGAGCACACAGAGGGACAAGGGCGGCCAGGGGAGAGGGAAGCAGGCCCACCAGGAGACCUCAAACAGGACAGCAGUCAGAGCCCCCAGGAUAGUGAAGGGGAGCCAGAGGCUGCCUCGUGUCUGCGCUAUUACCACGUGUUCCGGGAGGGCGAGCUGGCGGAGCUGAUCAAGAGCCACGUCGAAGAGCUCCACGUCCUUUACUCUUGCUUUGACCACGCCAACUGGUGCGUGGUGGCCGAGAAAGUCCAGGUUUGGAAGAUAUGACUUGGUUUUAAUAAGUUUGAUUUGUAUUUUUUAAAUAAUUUAUUCAUUUUGUGCCUCAAAUGUAAAAAAGAAACACUUUUUAAAGAGAUUUUGAAGGUACUGUUCACAUUCUUACGGUGUUUUAAGAGUUACUGUGUAUCGCAAAUUAAUAGCACCUAAAAGCAGUAUCCAGAGGGCCAGGAUACUGCGUCCCAAAUGGCACCCUAUUCCAAAGACUUCCAUGCUCCGUUCCAAUGCACCACCAAUAACAAUCAAUGGAAAAUGUCUGCCAAGGAUGUGCGUCAUUUCAGUUUUCCCCCUCCAAGCUUUUCUUCUUCUGUUUUUCGCCACAACCCUUGAGACCAUUAGUGGUGGAAUGGGUCUCUCAUAUAUGCAAAUUCUGCCUGUAUUUGUCUUCAAAUAUUCCGCAAUAUACAAGGGGAAUCAACCUUGCGGCAACGUUCUGUGAUGUUGGUAUCCCUUUCUAUGGGCCACCUGUGUAUAAUGGGUCAUGUUCUAAGGAGCCAUGUGUUGUUAUUAAGAAUGCUUAAGGCAAGUGCUAUCAUUUCAAUACUGUCUGUGUGAUGUGUUAAUAUUUUGUCCGGCUGAACUAAGAAUUUUUUGGUCAAAUGAACAGACACGUCCUAGAUGAUACUGUGAAACGUUGCAUUGUAGGUAUGUUGCUGCUUGCUGAAUGUCAGUGGUUCGCACAUGAAUAGUUCUCGGGACAACUUGAAACAUUUCUGUAGUCAGUGAACCAGGCAUAAGCCGUGCAACUGUUCUAGACCCACUUCUAUGUUACUGGUAUAGAGAUUGAUAUCACCUAGCAUACGUUAUUUUAGUAAAAAAAAAUGUAAGGUUUACUUUUUAAAAUGUUUAAGUAUCAUUUGUCCGUGUAUGUUUUUGUUUACCCCAUUUUUAAUAAAUUAUUUUUAUGAAUCUC
This is a messenger RNA of Salvelinus fontinalis (brook trout), 2333 nucleotides long. RefSeq names its product probable tRNA methyltransferase 9B. The transcript has 5 exons. The record is from RefSeq and is a predicted model, not a curated record. NCBI's taxonomy places the organism in Eukaryota, Metazoa, Chordata, Actinopteri, Salmoniformes, Salmonidae. Bases 308 to 1411 code for a protein of 367 amino acids. Gene Ontology annotation, cellular component: cytoplasm; nucleus. Gene Ontology annotation, biological process: tRNA wobble uridine modification. Gene Ontology annotation, molecular function: S-adenosylmethionine-dependent methyltransferase activity; tRNA binding.